Messenger RNA from Cuculus canorus (common cuckoo), 1776 nucleotides. It is a transcript of the gene PQBP1, whose product is annotated as polyglutamine binding protein 1. The transcript has 6 exons. The record is from RefSeq and is a predicted model, not a curated record. Gene Ontology annotation, biological process: alternative mRNA splicing, via spliceosome. Gene Ontology annotation, molecular function: ribonucleoprotein complex binding; protein binding. Bases 117 to 710 code for a protein of 197 amino acids. Lineage: Eukaryota; Metazoa; Chordata; Aves; Cuculiformes; Cuculidae. Gene Ontology annotation, cellular component: nuclear body; cytoplasm.
GCGGCGGCGGAGGAAGAGCGCGCGAUUCCCGGGGGGUCCCUCAGGGAUUACGAGGGGAGAUCCCGGGAGGGGGGAGAAAUCCCCGCUGAGCCUUCCCCCCUCCUCAGGCCGAGGCGAUGCCGCUGCCCGUGGCGCUGCAGUCCCGCCUGGCCAAGCGGGGGCUGCUCAAGCACGUGGAGCCCGAGCCCGAGGAGGAGAUCAUCGCUGAGGACUACGACGACGCCCACGUGGACUACGAGGCCUCACGGCUCGAGGGGCUUCUGCCCCCCUGGUACAAAGUCAUCGACCCCACCUGCGGGCUGCCGUACUACUGGAACGUGGAGACCGACCUGGUGUCUUGGCUGUCGCCAAACGAUCCCAACUCCGUCAUCACCAAAGCUGCCAAAAGGCUCAAAGGGGGACAAGAACCUGAGGAAACCCCGGACCGAGAAGAACCGCCCCGCGAACGCCGCUUCCAUCGCCGCGAGGAAGUGGCGCCGUACCCCAAAAGCAAGAAAAGCAGCCGCAAGGACGAGGAGUUGGACCCUAUGGAUCCCAGCGCUUACUCGGAUGCGCCGCGGGGAACGUGGUCGACGGGGCUCCCCAAACGGAACGAAGCCAAGACGGGAGCCGAUACGACGGCGGCCGGACCGCUUUUCCAACAGCGUCCUUAUCCCAGCCCGGGAGCCGUGCUGAGAGCCAACGCCGAGGCCAACCGCGGGAAAGACUGAGCCCCCCACACCCCCCAAAAACCUUGGGACCCCCCCAAAUCCCAAAACCCCCACCCCAAAGCCCUGGGGACCCCCCGAAAUCUCCUCCUUGAGGUGAAAAAUCCGCUUUUUUGAGGCGAAAAUCUCAUCCAUGGGGGUGAAAAAUCCCCUUUCUUGAGGUAAAAUCUUAUCUAUGGGGUGAAAAAUCCCCUUUCAUGAGGUAAAAUCUCCUGUAUGGGGUGAAAAAUUCCCUUUCUUGAGGUAAAAUCUCGUCCCUGAGGUGGGAAAUACUGUUUCAUGAGGUAAAAUCUUCUUUAUGGGGUGAAAAAUCCCAUUUCAUGAGGAAAAAUCUCAUCCAUGGGGUGAAAAAUCCCCUUUCAUGAGGUAAAAAUCUUCUCCAUGGGGUGAAAAAUGCCGUUUCAUGAGGUAAAAUCUUAUCUAUGGGGUGAAAAAUCCCCUUUCAUGAGGUAAAAUCUUAUAUAUGGGGUGAAAAAUCCCAUUUCAUGAGGAAAAAUCUCAUCCAUGGGGUGAAAAAUCCACUUUCUUGAGGUAAAAAUCUCCUCCAUGGGGUAAAAAAUACCCUUUCAUGAGGUAAAAUCUUAUAUAUGGGGUGAAAAAUGCCGUUUCAUGAGGAAAAAUCUCAUCCAUGGGGUGAAAAAUGCUGUUUCUUGAGGUAAAAUAUUCUCCCUGAAGUGAAAAAUCCACUUUCUUGACAUAAAAAUGUCCUCCAUGGGGUAAAAAAUCCCCUUUCUUGAGGUAAAAAUCUUCUCCAUGGGGUGAAAAAUGCCCUUUCGUGAGGUGAAAUCUCAUCUGUGGGGUGAAAAAUGCCCUUUCUUGAGGUAAAAUCUUAUCCAUGGGGUGAAAAAUCCCAUUUUGUGAGGUAAAAUCUUAUCUAUUGGGUGAAAAAUAUCAUUUCAUGAGGUGAAAAUCUUCUCCAUGGGGUGAAAAAUGCCAUUUCAUGAGGUAAAAUCUUAUAUAUGGGGUGAAGAAUCCCCUUUCUUGAGGUAAAAUAUUCUCCCUGAGGUGAAAAAUCCACUUUCUUCACCUUAAAAUCUUAUAUAUGGGGUGAAAAAUGCCCUUUCAUGAG